Molecule: messenger RNA, 2453 nt
Organism: Bacillus rossius redtenbacheri
Lineage: Eukaryota; Metazoa; Arthropoda; Insecta; Phasmatodea; Bacillidae
Gene: BckdhB
Product: 2-oxoisovalerate dehydrogenase subunit beta, mitochondrial
Exons: 8
Coding region: 90-1214 (374 amino acids)
Biological process (GO): response to nutrient; branched-chain amino acid catabolic process
Molecular function (GO): catalytic activity
Source: RefSeq, a predicted model, not a curated record
CUUUUUUUGUUAAUAAUAUACUUGUUUUAUGUAUUUUCUUUUCUUUAUUUGUUAUAUUUUCAAUAAUACAAAUAUUUCUAAUAGCAAUAAUGUCUUGUUCUGUGAUUCGGCGUAGUAAAAAUUUGUCUAAAUUUAUUCUCGCGCAAUCCGUUUGUAAGCUACGUCUGUUUGUUACCUUAAAAAAGCACAUUCAUUUCAAUUAUGUUGCUGAAAAUCAGUCACCCUCGAAUGAGGAGACGUCUCGCCUCACGAUGUUCCAAGCAAUCAACAACGCAAUGGAUAUCGCAUUAGAGAAGGAUCCCUCGGCAAUAUUGUUCGGCGAGGACGUCGGCUUCGGAGGAGUGUUCCGCUGCUCGCUGGGGUUGCGUGAGAAGUACGGCAAGGAGCGAGUGUUCAACACGCCGCUGUGCGAACAAGGCAUCGCCGGGUUCGCCAUCGGAGCCGCAGCAAUGGGGUCCACUGUCAUUGCUGAGAUACAGUUCGCUGAUUACAUAUUCCCAGCAUUUGAUCAGAUUGUCAACGAGGCUGCUAAGUACAGGUACCGCAGCGGGGGUGCGUUCGACUGUGGUCGCAUGACCAUCCGUGCGGCAUGGGGGGCAGUCGGCCACGGGGGCCUGUACCACUCCCAGAGCCCUGAAGUGUACUUCGCCCACACUCCUGGACUGAAGGUGGUGAUACCGCGGGGUGCUGCGAAAGCUAAGGGACUGCUGUUGGCUUGCAUACGAGAAAAUGACCCGUGCUUGUUCUUUGAACCGAAAGCACUUUACCGUGGUGCAGUCGAUGAUGUCCCCGCAAAAGAUUACACGCUGCCUCUUGGCAAAGCAGAUGUUCUAGUGGAAGGGGAUGCAGUAACGCUCAUUGGCUGGGGGACCCAAGUGCACGUGCUUCUCGAGGUGGCUCAGUUCGCUAAGGAGCAGCUGGGCGUGUCUUGCGAAGUCAUCGACUUGGUGACAAUUCUGCCGUGGGACAAAGAUGCUGUCUGCAAUUCUGUGAAGAAAACAGGUCGGGCAGUCAUAGCUCAUGAGGCUCCACUCACGGCAGGCUUCGGAGCUGAGAUAGCUAGUGUCAUUCAGGAAGAGUGCUUCCUGCAUCUGGAGUCGCCCGUGCAGAGGGUGACGGGCUUUGACACCCCCUUCCCGCACAUCUUCGAGCCGUUCUACCUGCCAGACAAGUGGAGGUGUUUCGAGGCAGUCAAGAAAGCCAUCAAGUACUGAUGCAUCAUGUGAACCACUGGAGAACUGAAUCUUGCCAGAAAUGAUAUUGAAGAAAGUGCUGAAAAUCUUUUAAAACAACAACAAUUUUAAGUCUCUUUGGUUUUAAAAAAAAUGCAUUAAAGAAUAUCCUAUUUUUUUCCCCAAAAAUUAAUUAGUUUAUAAGUACCUGAAUUCAAUAUAAUCAGUUAACUAAGAAAACUUUUUGUCUUAUCAUUUAAUUUCUAUAUUUAUAUGAUUGAAGGAGCAAAUAAUAUUGAUGAGUUAAUAUAAUUAUUAAUAGAAAAGGUUAAAGCUGCCGCUGCAACAAACUCACAUUGCCUCAACUUAUCCUACCAGCUGUGAUGAAGUUCUACUCCCAAAAACUCUGGAAAUUUAUUCAUUUUGAAAAAAAUUGUCAGAAUAUUAUCAAGUUUGUUUAUUUGUAAAAGUAAUUCUGGAAUUUAUAUAGCUUGAAAGUUUUCAAUUGCUGCAGAGUAAAUAUAUCUACAAAAAACUGAACUGAUAUCAAGAGCACAUAUUAAAUAUUAUAUUACAAUAUUAUUUACAUCUAUGUAAAUAAGUACUAGUAUCCUCCUAUUAUCCUGGUUAAGAGUUAUGGGAUGAAGACAUUGCUAAUCAUGCUUGUGAAAUAUGGUAAAACUCCUUGUAACAGAUCAGGGUAUAUUUUCUUAAGGUUUGAUUAAGGUGUUUUUAAAACAAUGCAUCCCUUGAUAAAUUUACGUCUUGACUGUGUAAUAAUGUUAGUUGUUAAGAUCUUUUGUUUUCUGAAAUAGUUUUUUUUCCUUCCAGUAUCAUAAUUUUUGUAGUGAAAGUUUGAUUCAACCGAAUUUUAAUUUAAACUUAAGUUUUAUGUAUCAAGUUUUAAAUUUAUUUUCAACAUGUUGAAUUUAUCAUGUUAAUAAUUGGAUUGUAAUUUAACAUUUAAGUAAUUUGGCUCUUAUACAUGUGGUUAGUGUCAUGCCUGAGGGAUUGAAAUCAGGCCGAUUCCUGUUUUAAUCAUUGAGUAGUGUCUAAAAAUUUUAUCUCUUUUGCACAGUGAUGCACUAAUACACUUCAAUUUAUAGGUUUAUUAAAAUAAAAAUCUAAGCACAUUUUAAGAAUUGUUCAGGAUGUAGGUCUAUUGGAUGUUGAUAGUAAUCCAAUAGUGGCUUGUUUUGUUUGGUAUGAAAGAAAAAUGUACAAAGAAGUUCACUUAAAUAUGUAUGCACAUAAUAUUUUAUUAAAGAUUGUAAUUUGUUA